AUGCCUGCGCCUCUCUCACUAGACGAAGAAGCUCGGCUCUAUACGACCAAUGCUGAACGCGAGAAAUACGAGUCCCUCGCCACACUGUAUGGAAUCAUAGUCGCACUCGAUUAUCUCGAGCGAGCGUACGUCCGUGAUUCAGUCACCGCUGCCGAGUACUCGCCAGCAUGCACGCGGCUGCUCUCUCAGUAUAAGACCAUGUUGAAGUUAGUGGGCGAUGAUGUGCCCAGUGUAGAGGCUUUCAUGUCGCGAUAUCGAAUGGAUCACCCUGCUGCCCUUCACCGUCUGAAGGUAGGCGUCCCCGCCACAAUAGAGCAUUCGAGUGAGGCCGGUCCCGAGACAGGGAAAUGGGUGGCCGAAACCACGCAGAGCUUUAUCACCUUCAUGGACGCACUCAAGCUUCGCCUCCGUGCUAAAGAUCAACUACAUCCCAUCCUGCAAGAGCUGGUCACCGGAUACGCCAGAUUCAAGGGUAGCAAAGACUGGGAGGGGCGUAGUAAGAUGGUUGGAUGGCUGAUCACACUGAACGCGAUGAAAGCGUCUGAGGAGAUCACAGAGGAACAGUCACGACAGUUGUUGUUUGAUGUCGACCACGCGUAUGCUGAGUUCUUUAGGAGUUUGAGUGGGAAAGAGGACUCGUCGUGA
This is a messenger RNA of Stereum hirsutum FP-91666 SS1, 645 nucleotides long. RefSeq names its product vacuolar protein sorting-associated protein 28. Gene Ontology annotation, molecular function: protein-containing complex binding. NCBI's taxonomy places the organism in Eukaryota, Fungi, Basidiomycota, Agaricomycetes, Russulales, Stereaceae. Gene Ontology annotation, cellular component: ESCRT I complex. Gene Ontology annotation, biological process: protein transport to vacuole involved in ubiquitin-dependent protein catabolic process via the multivesicular body sorting pathway. The transcript is spliced from 6 exons. The coding region runs from base 1 to 645 and encodes 214 amino acids. The record is from RefSeq and is a predicted model, not a curated record.